AUGUAUGGCCGUAAUAUUAUUGUUGAAGUGGUUCAACUCACUCUUCCCGAAGACCAGAAGGUCAGCAUUACCACAGUAACAGUCGGACUGAGCACUGUAUUGACCUGCACUAUCCACGGAGCCCUAAGACCCCCAAUUAUCUGGAAGCGAAAUGGAGUCAUCCUGAACUUCUUAGAUUUGGAAGAUAUCAACGAUUUUGGAGAGGAUGAUUCCCUCUACAUCACCAAGGUAACAACUAUUCACAUGGGCAAUUACACCUGUCAUGCCUACGGCUAUGAAGAGCUAUAUCAGACCCACAUCCUUCAGGUGAAUGUGCCACCAGUGAUUCGGGUAUAUCCUGAAACUCAAGCACAGGAACCUGGUGUAUCUGCAAGCCUCAAAUGUCAUGCUGAAGGGAUUCCUAAUCCCAGAAUCACCUGGCUAAAGAAUGGUAUUGAUAUCAUGCCAAAACUAUCCAAACAACUAACACUCUUAGCAAAUGGAAGUGAACUUCAUAUCAGUAGUGUUCGAUAUGAAGACACUGGUGCCUAUACCUGCAUCGCCAAAAAUGAAGUGGGAGUGGAUGAGGACAUAUCUUCUCUCUUCAUUGAAGAUUCAGCCAGAAAAACCCGCCUCAGCGUGGGAAACAUGUUUUAUGUCUUUUCUGAUGAUGGAAUCACAAUUAUUCAGCCAAAUGAAUGUGAGAUCCGAAGACACAUCAAACCCAAUGAAAGAAUUUUUACAAGCUAUGAAGAGAUAUGUCCUGAAGUUGAAGGUGAAGCCACUCAGUCCUGCCUCUGGGCUUCAGCCAUCAAUGUCAGAGACAAGUAUAUUUAUGUGACGCAGCCCAGGCAAAAUAGAAUACUGAUUAUUGAUAUCCAGACCCAGAAAGUCAUGCAGUCUGUGGAUGUUGAUCCCCUACCUACCAAAUUACAUUAUGAUAAGUCACAUGACCAAGUCUGGGUCCUUAGCUGGGGUGAUAUGCAGAAGUCUCAUCCAACACUGCAGGUAAUAUCAGAGGCAAGCACAGGGGAAAAUCAGCAUAUCAUCCGGACACCAUUUGAAGAAGUGGAUGAUUUUUUUAUACCACCUACUAAUCUUAUUAUUAAUCACAUUAGGUUUGGUUUCAUCUUUAACAAAUCGAAAUCUGCAGUUCAAAAAAUUGACCUGGAAACUGUGACCCACAUCAAGACUAUCAGCUUCAAAAACUAUAGCUGCAUCCCACAGACCAUGGCCUAUACACACUUGGGUGGCUACUUCUUUGUCCAGUGUAAAAAGAAUACGUCGGUAACUGCAUUUCCCCAGCUUAUUAUUGACAGUGUUACAGAUUCUGUGAUCGGCCCCAACAGCGGCGUAUCGGGCACACCCUAUAUUUCACCUGAUGGGUGCUUUUUGGUCAGUGCAGAUGAAGACAGUGGCAGGAUCAAGGUCCAGGCAAUAACCAUCCAAGGGGAAAUCAAGUUGAUUUAUGACUUACAAACAAAUGUGCAUAUAUCUGAUCUGACAUUUCAACCCUCUUUCACUGAAGGCAACCAGUACUAUAUAUAUGCUACUUCACAUUUGCAAACAGAUGUGCUUUUUGUAGAGCUGUCAACAGGGAAAAUGAAUGUCCUGAAGAAUUUAAAGGACCCUAUCAUAUCCAAAGACUGGCCAUGGAGCAGCUACAACAGAAUUAUGAAAGACAGUGGAUUAUUUGGACAGUACCUUAUUACACCAGCUAAAGAUUCACUGUUUGUUAUUAAUGGGAGACAAAACACAUUACGCUGUGAGAUUUCAGGUAUCAGGAGAGGUAACACAGUGGUCUGGGUUGGAGAAGUAUGAAAGGGCAAAAAAGUAGAGCCAACAGCAGACAAAUACUGGUUGGACCUUUACACUGCAACAAACAAGCAGUCGCAUUGUAUAUUUUUACACUGGAAAAAAACCUGUAUAAGCUUCAUGGUGCAACACUGGUCUACUUGCAAGUUCUCUAGUAUAAGGUAUGCUCUGCUAAUAGAAAGUGGGUUUUGUUGGGAAUUUUUUUGUUUGGAAGUAUGAUUUAUGGUUAUGAAAAGAACACAGUCUGGGAAAAGGAAUAAUUUCUCCACCGAGCUAUUAUAUGAACCAUGUAACUUGGCAGUUCUGUAGAACAAAACAGCUUCUGAGUUUCAGGAAUGACAAGUCUUAUGUUCAAGUUCUCAAUUUUCAUUCAGUCUACACACCAAACCUCCUGUACCUCUGGUUAUUGAACCACCUAACUAUACCACCUUUAAUGUAGAGUGGAAAAGCCAGAGGCAAAACUGCAGUUAAUACUCGUCUGUGAGCAAUGAGGGAAAAAUUAACAUCACAAAAAGCAUUUUUCAAAAUGCAGAAAUCUAGGGAGAGAUUUAAUGAAAACUGAUAGGUUUUCUUUGCAGGAUGGAUUUUAAAGAAUACUUUGAGGUGUUUUUAAAACCAAAAAUGGCAGAAACAGCUCUUUUUCUUCCCUCUCCUUUGCUCUUGGCACUACCAAAAGCAAUAUUGUAAAGUCCCACCUCUUCUGGUAGGUAGAAAGAAUAUCACCUAAUUGUAUUUGAGUAACUUGUUGCUGAAAAAAAAUGAGGUGGUAGGGUUGAUUUUAAAGCUAGAAAGCAUGAAUGAGUCUGAUUGGUUGAAUUUUCUACAUUCUCAAGAAGCAGAGCACUCCACCUUAGACACCAAGUGACAGAAGUCAGAUCCGUCAUUGUGUGCAAGAACGCAUGCAUUCCAGCACGCGGGAAAGUAGCCAAGGGUGCUCCCAUGAGAGGUUGUCCUAGAAGUUGCUCAUUUCCCUUAUUAAAAAUGUACUAGCAUUGAAGUCACUUGGUUCUUCAUAAAACAAUGGCUACAUCUCCAAAUGCAAGACUUUCAGCAGUAUUUUUUUAACAGAAAGCUUUCACCCUUUAUAAUCUAAUCCUUAAUUUACAUGUCUCUCAACAAAGAUUCUCAGAGAUUUUUUCUUUUGCUUUUUCUUUCCAUUUAUAGCACUCUUGUUUAUAGUCAAUCACCAUUUAGUUACAAGCAAAGAGAUUCAUGUAAAACCAAUUAAAUUACCCCAGAAUGCAACAGCUGGCAUUGAGAAAUUUAAGUUGCUUUCCCAUAAAAAUGUACAUUCAUUUGCACAUUUAGAGAGAUAUAAAAGAAAAACUCACCAGUUCCUUUUCAAAGCUUUCCCUUUUCAUCACCAUGAAAUAAUCAGGAUAACAGCAGCUAUAGGUACAUUUUCAAAAUUAUUCAAGCCAUACAAAUACUUUAUAAAUAGCAAAAGAUGAGCAGCUAUACCCCACACUGCUUUGAAAAGGUAAAUUUGAUGUUGGUGCAAGCUCCCUCUUCUACGAUAGGCAUUUGUUGCAUCACAGCACUUGGCCUUUUGAAUGACAUGGAGACAGCUAUUCUCUAAAAUGACCUUUGUUGCCCAGAGUUUAUACGAAAGCAAUUUCUGAAUAUAUACGGUGGUACUUAAAAGGUGCGGUAACCGUUGUUUUGGGGGGGGUUUUAAACACAGAUGCUUAAGAGUCACCUUCUUCACAAUGCACAUAAAAGGAUUUUAAAUCAAAAGACUGCAGACUAACUCCAGUAACCUUUGCUUUAAAUGUUUACCUUUUACCAAAAGAGUUGCAUUUUCGGAUGGCUGUAAAAUCAAGUUAUUUGAACCAUCUUAGUUCUGUAAAAAAAUAAUUUAAAACCUGUUCAGGCAGACAAAGAAGAGGAAAUGAAUCCUAUGAAUUCAUUAAACAUGAACUCCUUUAAAUUGCCCUUUCUACCACUGAUAGGCAGAAACCUAUAUAUUUUCUCUUAUGAGCCAUAGGGGUUAGAAGAGACUAUCCCACCAUUAGAACACAAACACAUACAAAUUGGCAUAGUCUUCAUUUAGAAAUGCAUGUUUUUCAUGGUUCACUACUCAUCUGGUGUGGAAACAUACACAGGUCUAGGAAAGGAGGAGAUCAACUUUGUAAGUACUUUUAAAUAUGCACAACUCCUUUCUAAAACAAAGCUGUACUCAUAUAUCACAGUCAUCCUGAAAAUGUUUUGUUAGGCCAACCACUGCUCUAGUGUUACCUUUUAUGAUUUCUUGAAUAUUUGAUUAUGCCUAUGGAAAGUCUCCCUGUAGAGAAAUUCAUUGUGCCAUAGAUCAAGCAAAUAUUACUUUUAUAAGAAUAUUUUACAAAAAAAAAAGUUGUAAAUAUCCGUUCAGGUAAAUAUUCUUGAGACUGGUUUAUAUAUAGGAUGUGAAAGAUGUGUACUACACCUCACUUUUUUCUGUUUGUCUGGAAAUAUAGGACUAGGAUUCACUCGAAAACUCCCACUUUAACCUUCCAAAGAUGCUCCCGUCCUUCCCUUCUUCAGCCCACGUUCUGGUGAUGUGUUUUCUAAAUUAUCCUACUGGCUAUACCGUACUUAGAAAAUGAAGUACAAUUUAGAUUGUCCACGCUAUUUGUGAACAGUUCCAACAAUGAUGGUCAAUCCAACAUUAAAGUGCUGCACAUU
Messenger RNA from Gavialis gangeticus (Gharial), 4461 nucleotides. RefSeq names its product follistatin-related protein 4-like. NCBI's taxonomy places the organism in Eukaryota, Metazoa, Chordata, Crocodylia, Gavialidae. The coding region runs from base 1 to 1800 and encodes 599 amino acids. Gene Ontology annotation, molecular function: cell-cell adhesion mediator activity. The transcript has 10 exons. The record is from RefSeq and is a predicted model, not a curated record. Gene Ontology annotation, biological process: axon guidance; dendrite self-avoidance; homophilic cell-cell adhesion. Gene Ontology annotation, cellular component: axon; plasma membrane.